AUGUCGUCAGCCGCCGUUCCUUAUACCGUUACGUUCCACCGCCCCGGGACUGAGCCCCCCGUGUUCCUGGCUGGUAACUUUGCGAACCUGGAAUGGGGGCUCCAGGAGAUGGAAUUCUCUCGCAAGGACGGAGGUGAAUAUUUCUUCGAGUCCCGCGUAUUCGGUGAGCCUGGGAGGGAGUAUCAGUUCAAGUUCAGGGCUGGCAAAGAGGGGCCCUGGAUGGUGGAUGAGAAUAGAGCCACCGCUACGGACGAAAUGGGCAAUCGCAACAACGUCCUCAAAAUGCCCAAGAACUACGUGCCCAAGCUCAAAGGGGAAGAGCAAAGACGGACCUCAACCCCCAUUGAGCAAGUGGCCUCGGUUGCAGCCGAAGUGGCGGAUACAGCUGCAAAACUCGAUGAGCAAGACGACUCGACCCCUCCCAUCAGCAGGUCCGGCGGAGAGAGCGAAAUUGAUGAAGAACUUAAAACCCCCUUGUUUGCCCACGAGUGUUUCGGCGCAUACAACUAUGUGGACGAUGCCUUGGAUCACCAAGCUCUUGAUGAUGAUAAAUUGCGGCGGGAAUCUUCGAAGCCGAGGUUCGACGAGUUCAACAUUGACGAAGUGGAUAUCAAUGAUCCCACCAUCGAGCAGUUUCCGUGCGACAAAACGGCCAUCUUCAGCACUCUACGCAAGAUUCAGUCGAGUCUGGCAGAAGACCAAGCCGUCAUUGAUGAUACACAACCGUCGCCUCGAAUGGACGCAAGAAGGUUCAGCGUGGAUUCUGAUGAUAGUGUCCUGUCUGCAGGUUCUCUCAGCCCAGCCACGGCAAGAAAGAGGGAGAAUCGCAUGUCAACCAGCAGCGGCCGCAACAGGUCUCUUGUAUCACUGGGCUCCAUUGCCGAAGAGCCCAAAACACCGGGUCCCGAGGAGGGCGCCCAUCCAGUGGCCACGGCCGGCUAUAUGAAGAAUGACACUGGCUUUGGUCCCGCAAACUCGGUCUGCUUACGCUGUGUCUACACAAUCCGAAGCCGGCCUCUUACACAGCCCUCACUGAGCCCGUCAAUACUUCCCUCGGUGCAGCCACAGCCAUGUCUGGGCCAGCGCUCCUUCACGCAGCGAGCCAGGGACAGGCCCUCGCGCAUGAUCCUCGCCGACCAAGUCCACAAAACACCCCGUCUGGGUCGGGAUGACCGCAAGCCGCGCCGAGAAAGAAUCGCAGGUCCCUUUGCCGGCAUGAACCGGACGGUAGCCAACAUUGACCCCAGCCGGGCGGCGGCAAGAGCUCGCUCGGUCGAUCGCAAAGACUCCAAAGACGACAGCAGGCGGCGGCCGCCAAACGAUAGAAAGGCGCUCAAGAUGCAGCGGGCACUGGCGUCGGUGUCCUAUAGCAAACGCACGUCGCUGAAAGAGAAGAUGCAGAGCUACGAGUCGUUUGAUCAGUUUGACCUUCUUCCUGCGGUCAAGACGGCCAUCGGCGACGAGGUCUUCGCAGGAAUGGUUGACAUUCGUCCGACACCGGUGCAGCGGCUGGCGAUUCCGGCGCUGCUGGGACAAAAAGAGCCAGGAGAGAAGAGGGCUCAACAGGAGAGGCAGUCGUCGUUCCUGUUGGCGGCGGAGACUGGAUCGGGCAAAACGCUUGCCUAUCUGCUGCCGGCCAUUGAUGCGCUGAAGAGGGCCGAGGCCGAGGAUCCGGAGAUUCAGGCCUACAAGGAGCGUGCUCAAAUCGAGAAGGAGCGUCAAAAGGCCGCGGAUUUCAAAGGAAAGCCCUUUGAGGAGCCUCAUCCCACCAUGGCCAGGCCAAAGGUUGUCGUGCUGGUCCCGACAGCCGAGCUGGCUCACCAAGUCGGGCUGGUGGCCAAGAAGCUGUCGCAUGCGGUCAAAUUCAAGACGGAGAUCUUAUCAUCGAACCUGAAGCCCCAGCAGAUCCAGAGGAACCUGUACGGACCCAAGGGACUCGAUCUCGUCAUCUCGACACCUCAUCUGCUGGCCUCGAUUGCAGAUUCCGACCCCAACAUUCUUUCUCGAGUCUCCCACUUGAUCAUUGACGAAGCCGAUUCGCUUUUCGAUCGGAGCUUCUCUGCCGUGACUUCAAGCAUCGUGGAGCGCUCAACGCCCUCCAUGAAGCAGCUCAUCUGCUGCUCGGCAACGAUCCCGAGAAAGCUCAACAACUACCUGGCCACCAACUAUCCCAAGAUGGUCAGAAUCACGACGCCGAACCUGCAUGCCAUCCCCCGACGUGUCCAGCUCGGCGUCAUCGACGUCUCCAAGGAUCCCUACCGCAACAACAAAGACCUUGCGUGUGCCGACGCAAUCUACACCAUCGGGCGAGAGGCCUCGCAGCACGAGAACCUGCUGAAGGACGAAAUCGACGUCCGCCGCAUCAUAGUCUUUGUCAACGAGCGAGAGAAGACGGAACAGGUCGCCGAGUAUCUCCGCUCCAAGGGAAUCGAUGCUCAAGCUCUGCAUAGAGACACUCCCGAGAAGCGUCACGGCGAGACCCUCGAGACUUUCACCACGUCCGAGCCGCUGCGGAUCAUUGCGCCCCCCAACCCAUCGCGGAAACGAUCUUUGGCAAACGUCAAGGUCCUGGUGGUGACUGAUCUGGCGUCCAGAGGCAUUGACACUCUCGCUGUUCGACACGUCAUCCUAUACGACGUUCCCCAUACUACGAUUGACUUCAUCCACCGUCUGGGGCGGGCUGGAAGAAUGGGCCGACGAGGCAGAGGCAUUGUGCUUGUGGGUAACGAUGACAGGAGGGAUGUUGUUGCUGAUGUGAAGAAGAGCAUGUUUAUGGCUCGAGGAGCAGCCAGAGCCGCUGCACAGCCUCCAAGCAGCAGCAGCCCCAGCAUCGCAGGCGAUCAGAAAACAGAGACCAGAGGACGCCCCAGAGGACGCCCGAGGAAGAAUCCGCUCCCCGCUACACGGCCCAGCAUCAGCGAAGAAGACGCCAUCCAGGCCGCAACCCGCACCCGCGACGAGGCGCUUGAGAAGCUCGCCAACAAAGAUGCGACCACAACAAGCGACGAGACGGCACCACGCGCAAGCUCGCGGAGCUCCAUAGAGCUCGGGCGAUUCACCGCGACGACUACGCCUGGGCGCAACCGACGAGACACGAGCGGGCUGGAUCUGGCCGACAGCGUUUUCGGCGACUUGGAGGACAGCUUCGCGGAGGGUAACAUUCCCGGCUCGGCGCGCUCGGGAGAUAUUUCGAACAUGUCGUAUAGCGCGCUGCGCUCUCAGUCGCGUCGGUCUAGUUUUGUUGGGAGAAACGACCCCCCGAUUCGACCCAGCAGCCGCACUGGGAAUACCCCGAGGGUUGGCUCGUCUUUCAACAUUGGGCUUUUCAAGAGGCGUGCGCGAGAGCCGAGCAUUCUCGGGGGCAGCAGGAUAGCUCUGCAGGAGGAGGAGCCUCGGGCGAUUGAAGAUUCGGAAGCGGACAGCGAGGAUGACUUUGAGCCCGAGGCUGAAUCCACUCCCCUGAACAACAGGCGCCGCACGCAGGGGAAGAUUGAUAGCGAAGAGCCGGAGGUGCCAUAUGAAGCCGAGUCUUCAAACUCGAGAAAGCGCAAGAGUUUGGAUACGCAACAGAGCAGAGCACGGCCUGGAAAGGUGUCACGGACAGAGCCUGGUCCGUCUAGGCAGCCCGGUGAACGGGACUCAUCAGAGUUGCCAGAUGCGCCUCCGUUCUCGCAGCAUGAUCAAGUGGAUGAGACGAGCGACUCUGAACUCUCAGAAAUGUCUUUGCCGCGAGACCUCCCGGCAAGACUCCCUCCACGUCCAGUCACACCGGUCAACCUAGAGGAAAUCGCAGCCCCGCCGGCGAGCAGCGGUUCAGAAGGGCCAGAGGUGUGGCCAGACAUUCGGACGCUGGCCAAGAAGCGCCGCCGACCUUCCGUCACCACUCCCACGCGCCUCGAGAACCUCUCAGACAUGUCCUCUCCCCCAUCACUGACGCACUCACCCAACUACGACACGGCCAAGACCGGCAAGCCCCGCGGACGGCCACCACAGCGCCAGCAGCAGGAGUCCCCCAAGAUGACCACGGCUGACCUUACGAGCUUGUUGCCCAAGCGUAAGUACAAGAAAUCGCGCGAUCCGCUCGGCCUGGAGAGCGACGAGGAGCUCGACACUUCGGGAUUGGGCCACGAGGAUGACGAAUUGUCUUAUCUGGACACGCAGACUGCGCGCAGACGGAAAAGGGGCCGGCCACCUACCAAAGCUCGCUCGGCUUCUCGCGGCGGCAAGCGGACAGCAUCAUCAUCGGCUAGGCCGACGUCCUAUGCAGCCAGGUCCCGUCACUCGUCGGAUAAGGAGAAUGCAGAAAACGACGGUAGUGGGAGCGAAAACGAAGAAGUGAGCAGGUUUGAUCCUCUGGCGGAUGACACGUUCAAUGAGGCUGCUGGGGGCUCAGCUGAUGCUAUUUCUACCGAGGAGCUGAAGCAGGCGAGCAACAAGUUCAAGGAGGUGGACAAGUGGGAGCUGGAUUUUGAGGAGGUGGCUGAGCCGUCUUCGCCGCAGGAUGGGCGAUGAUGUGCCG
Messenger RNA from Trichoderma citrinoviride, 4519 nucleotides. RefSeq names its product P-loop containing nucleoside triphosphate hydrolase protein. Gene Ontology annotation, molecular function: ATP binding; nucleic acid binding. The record is from RefSeq and is a predicted model, not a curated record. Lineage: Eukaryota; Fungi; Ascomycota; Sordariomycetes; Hypocreales; Hypocreaceae. The coding region runs from base 1 to 4512 and encodes 1503 amino acids. The transcript has 5 exons.